Acanthopagrus latus (yellowfin seabream) is the source of this 3211-nucleotide messenger RNA. It is a transcript of the gene xrcc5, whose product is annotated as X-ray repair complementing defective repair in Chinese hamster cells 5. Gene Ontology annotation, cellular component: Ku70:Ku80 complex; nucleus. Lineage: Eukaryota; Metazoa; Chordata; Actinopteri; Spariformes; Sparidae. Gene Ontology annotation, biological process: telomere maintenance; DNA recombination; double-strand break repair via nonhomologous end joining. The transcript is spliced from 21 exons. Gene Ontology annotation, molecular function: damaged DNA binding; telomeric repeat DNA binding; double-stranded DNA binding. The coding region runs from base 130 to 2307 and encodes 725 amino acids. The record is from RefSeq and is a predicted model, not a curated record.
UCAAUGGUAUGAGCGACCAACAGAUCGUUGAAGCUCGCUAAACCCGGUGCGGAACACUUCUCACUUCCGGUUUCUCCCCGGAGCCAUAACAGAGUGACACGCAAUCAUUGGAAGAGGGAAAAAAAGAAGAUGGCAGCAUCUAAAUCAGCGUUGGUUCUGUGCAUGGAUGUUGGGUUCUCCAUGUCCAACUCCGCCCCGGGUGAAGAGUCUCCCUUUGAAAUUGCCAAAAAAGUCAUCCAGAAGUUUGUUCAGCGCCAGGUUUUUGCAGAGACUAAGGAUGAACUGGCAGUGGUUCUGUUUGGCACAGACUCUACCAAGAACCAGCUGGACCAAGACGACCAGUACCAGAACAUCACCGUGCAUCGUCACCUCAUGGUGCCUGACUUUGAGCUUCUGGAGGAAAUAGAGAAUCAGAUCCAUCCAGAGAGUCAGCAGGCUGAUUGGAUGGAUGCUCUUGUUGUCUCCAUGGAUCUCCUCCAGACAGAAACAAAAGGGAAGAAGUGCAGUCGUCUCAGCAUUGUCCUCCUGACAGACCUCAACACUCAGGUCAACUCAGACCAGCUGGACGUCAUUAUUGAGAACCUGAAACAAACCGACAUCACCCUGCAGUUUUUUUUGCCUUUCCCUGCGGAUGAAAAUGAAGAGGGUGGAGGAGAUGCGGACAAUGGAGGUCCAAGUCACCGAGGCAUGGGCAAAGGUCUGUCCAGGGAGCAGAAGGAGGGCCUGGACAUGGUGAAACAUGUCAUGCUGAGCCUUGACGAGGAGGAUGGCCUGGAUCAGAUUUACACCUUUAGGAAUGCAAUCGAGCAGCUGUGUAUGUUCAAGCGCAUUGAGAGGAGACCCAUGCCCUGGCCCUGUCAGUUGACCAUCGGCAGCUGUGUGACGAUUCGUAUUGUUGGAUACAAAGCAGUGUUGGAAGAGAAACUGAAGAAAUCGUGGGCAACAGUUGACGCUCAAACUAACCAGAAAGAAGAUGUGAAGAGGGAGACCGUCUACUGUCUGGAUGAUGACAAUGAGACAGAGGUGCAGGUGGACGAUACCAUCCAAGGUUUUCGAUAUGGAAGUGAUAUUGUUCCAUUCUCUAAAGUCGAUCAAGAGCAGAUGAAGUACAAGCAUGAUGGGAAGUGCUUCGCUGUUCUGGGCUUCACCAAACAGAACCUGGUCCAUCGCCAUCACUUCAUGGGGAGUCAGGUCAUCAAGAUGUUUGCUCCCAAGGAUGAUGAGCACGCAGGAGUCGCGUUGUCCGCUGUCAUCCGAGCACUAGAUGAGCUCCAAAUGGUGGCCAUUGUACGUUACGCUUAUGACCGGCGCAGCAACCCUCAAGUAGGAGCAGCUUUCCCGUGCAUCAAACAGGAUUAUGAGUGUCUGAUGUACGUCCAGCUGCCCUUCAUGGAAGACCUCAGACAGUUUACGUUCCCUUCUCUUGACAACAACAAAAAGUUCAUUCCAUCAGACACCCAACUGUCUGCCGUGGACUCUCUCAUUGACUCCAUGAUGUUGGUAGAGGAGGAUGAUGAUGGAAAAAAAAUUGACAUGUUCAAGGUCCAUCACAUUCCCCACCCUGGCUUCCAGAGGCUCUUCCAGUGCCUGCAUCAUCGGGCAGUAAACCCUGGCACCCCUCUGCCACCCAUGGAGCCGUGGCUGAAGGCCUCUCUUGAGCGCCCUGAAGUGAUUACUGAACGAUGCCAGGCUCCACUAGAGGAGGUGAGGAAGAACUUUCCUCUCACAGAAGUGGAGAAGAAAAAGAAGCUGAAGACGAGUGCUCAGAUUUUUGGCAAAGAUGCUGAGGAGCCAGACGCCAAGAAGGCUAAAGGAGACGAAGAAGAGGAGGAUUAUAACCUGGCUGUCAUUGCUGAGGGCUCUGUUACAUCGGUGGGAAGUGUGGAUCCAGCCCGAGACUUCCGUACUCUGAUCAAGCAGAAGAGUCUUCCAUUCGGAGAUGUCUGUCAGCAACUGACUCAUAGGAUAGAGCAGUUGCUAAGCAACAAGAACACACACUACUACAUGAAAAGCAUCACCUGUAUACAGGCCUUUAGAGAGCAGUCCGUGAAGCUGGGGAAUGCUGCACUGUACAACAGCUACCUCCAGUCCCUGAAAAGAAGCAUCCCAAACAGACGGCUGGAGGUUUUCUGGGACCUGCUCGUUCAGGAUGCCAUAACACUUAUCAGCAAGGACGAGGUUGAAGGAAGCACCGUGUCCAAACAUGAAGCUAAUCAGUUUCUGGUUUCUGAGGAGAAGAAAGUGGAAGAGGCUGCACCACCAGUUGAAGAUACUGGAGAUGUUGAUGACUUGCUGGACAUGAUGUAAGAAGGGAGGCAAUGGGAGCGUCUUCACUGGACAUGCGGAGAUAUGAGAAGAAUGCAAUGAUUCAGUCCGGCCGGACCAAACCAAUUCAGCCGUCCAUUGUUCUGCCUCCCACUGGUACUCUGAGCUGGAGCUGCAUGUAUAGUGGACAGGUUGUUGAUAUUACUGAUGUUUACACCAGGAAUGUAAAAAAAUAAUUAUGCUUUUUUGUACAUUUCACAAAAAUUAGAGCUACACUGAUCAGUUGGCCAGGGGCUGGUGAAAGGCUGGUCAGUGUCAGAUUUGUACGAUGCUGUGCGGGUCAAAUUUAAUGUUAUGUUAUUUAGCCAAAGUUUGUGCACUCGUUUUGUCAUCAGGUCAGUGUGAGUCAUUACUGCGUUCUGCCGUCAAUAACAGUCAUACUUUCUAACGCCUCCCUCCUGUCCAGGGACAUUACUCGCGUUGACAGGAUGUGUAUCUCUGUUCUUUUGGGAAAGUAAAACAUUGUAGUCGAGGGUUACAGAUUGCACAUUUACUCAGAGUAUGAGUUGUAUCUGUUGUCUGAAGAGCAGCGAAUGCUUACGUCUUAUUCUUCACAUAUCAAUUACAGACUCCUGCCAUCUUUAGUUUUCACAAUAAGAGUCCCGGAUAGACCAGUAAACACUGUAAAUGCUUUUAAGACAGAGCAAAAAUCCACGUACACAUUUCAGGGCAUUAAAAGAGCUUACAAUGUGUUAUUUUUAUUAAUUAUUCAACAAUCAGUGAAUUUUACACUAAAAAGGUUUAAAAAAACAACAAAACAUUGCCAAAAAAAACCCCAAAACAUUGCCGUCGGUGCAUCUCCAACAAAAAACUGUUGCGAGAACUGUAUGUUGUGAUUUGUGUCAAUGCCUUAAAUGUCGAAAUUCUAAUUAAACUGUUUUAUGAA